Fusarium sp. VM40 is the source of this 642-nucleotide messenger RNA. The record is from the annotation of a GenBank genome assembly. Lineage: Eukaryota; Fungi; Ascomycota; Sordariomycetes; Hypocreales; Nectriaceae.
AUGCACUUCACCAGCCUCUUCAUUGCCGCCGCUGGCGCCUCAGUCGCCGCUGCCCAGGACUACGCUCCUCCUGCUGCUCCUCCUCUGGACACCACAACUCUCACCUCGACUACGACUCGGGUUAUCACUCUUACUCAGUGCAACCCUACCGUGACCGACUGCCCUCUGCGUACCACCACGUCAACUGAAGUUGUUCUCACCACCUCGACUGCUGCGCCUGAGGAGCCCACAACUACUUCUGUCUACGUUCCUCCUACCACCAGCAUCUACGUUCCUCCUACCACCAGCAUCUAUGUUCCUCCUACCACCAGCAUCUACGAGCCUGUCGUCAACACCACCAGCCACUACGUGGCUCCUACCAUCAUCAGCACCACCAAGAAGGCUCCUUCUGCCAAGACCACCUUUUACCCUGCUGGUAACACCACCACCAAGGCUGGCCCUACCGCUCCCGGCUCUCACCCUACCAAGCUUCCUGUUCCUGUUCCUGGCAGCAGUAACACCGAUGUGCCCGGCAGCCCUGGAAAGCCUGGCUAUGAGGCCCCCAGCCCCUCAACCGUGCCUACCGCCGGUGCCAGCGGCCUCAUUGUCUCUUCAGGCUUCCUUGGCGCUGCCAUGGUUGCUGCCAUGGUUGCUCUUUUCUAG